This is a messenger RNA of Lathyrus oleraceus (garden pea), 552 nucleotides long. RefSeq lists its product as uncharacterized. Lineage: Eukaryota; Viridiplantae; Streptophyta; Magnoliopsida; Fabales; Fabaceae. The record is from RefSeq and is a predicted model, not a curated record. The transcript is spliced from 2 exons. The coding region runs from base 1 to 552 and encodes 183 amino acids.
AUGGAAGAAUAUGAUGAUGACGGUGAUGAUGAUGAUGAUGAGGAGGAGGAGAAGGAGGAUGAAGAUGGUGAAGACGAGGAAGAAAAUAAUGAAGAAAACUCUCAACCUAUGGAGCACGAUCAUCAAGUCACUGAACAUGGUGAUUGGCUUGGUCCUACUCCUGGACAACAUCCAUUCAAUAAUCAAGUGAUGGAUAUGUUGAGAAACAUGCAAGUCCAGCAGCAAAUUUUUGCUACACCUCAAGAGGAGAAGUUCACGGCCUUGCAGGACCAACUUCAGAUUCAAGGUGACAACUUUGCAUCUUUUGCUUCCAUCCAAGAGGAACAGUAUGCGGACCUAAGGAGUCAAAUCCAAACCCACAGUGACAACAACUCCUUUUCCUCCACCAUCCUACAAAGGAUUGAUGGCUUUAAUCGCGUUCUCGCAGGAUCCGUAAACACACUUAACACGAAAGUCAUUGAAUUAACCAGCCUCUAUGAAGAAGACAAAGUUUCGCGUCCACCUUCCGGUUAUAGAGGCAGACAUGGCCCGUUCCGUGGACGACGACCUUAG